UGUUUUUUUUUUUUUCAAGCUUACCCCUGAAUAAACAUUCAGGCAGUUUUAUCAUGUCAACUGAUUGCAAGCGGGAAAACUUCAAAACCUUGUGUCCACAGCCUGAUAAAAAUCUUCAUGUGAUACUGCCCCCCUCCAACUUCAUCUCAUGUGUGUGAUGAAGAGAAAACCUUACAUAAAAGGAAGAUGACACAUUAGUGAUAGUCAUAAACAAUGUUCUUAAUAAUCAGGUAGUAAAGUUGUCUGCUAGGCUAUUUUGAAGUUGAAUGAUAUUUCCUAGCAUAAUUAGCAUCACUUAGUUUUGAAGGAUUUUUUUCUCCAAAGAAUUUGGCUUCAGAUUUCCAUUUGCAUCUAAUUUAUUGAUGUUUUUAUAGCUUUUUGAUAUAUUUCAAUUGGACAUGAAGGACUUUCUUUUUUAGUUAAUUAAAAAAAAAACAACCCCAAAACCAAACAGAAUGCUGUCUCCUAAAGCAAACCUUUUCAACUGCAUAAACCAGGGCUUUUUUACCAUACAUGUUUUUCAUUUAUUUCAAACCAAGUAUUUUUAGUAAAAAUUACAGUCUAAACAUGAAAGCACUUUGUGAGUAAAUACAACAAUCUGGGAGGAAAAUUAGAAAUUGGCUGUGUUUCAUUUGGCCAAAUUUGUAAAGAUGCCAGGAAUGAGCAGACGCUUUUAGAUGGCGAAGUGUAUAUUUGGUUUCUGAGGUUGGUCCUGAAUUAGUGUACAGUACUGUAUUGUUGUCACAGCCAUGGCUGUCAAGGUUAGGAAGAGGUGUGAUCCCUCAGUAGCGCAUUUGACCUGGCGGGAGCCCUUCACGCAACUAUUCUAGGAGAAGGAAAAAGCCCUGCGCCUCUGCUGGUGUGACCCUUCUUACUAGGGGAAAGACAGAGGCUGCCUUUGCUGUAUGUAGUGCCGUGAAGCUCGGCUUUACUGCUGUAGCUGCAUCCACAUUAGAAGUACUUGAAGAGUUUUCCGAUAUGUCACAGAAGUACUCCUAGAGUAUCCUUGUCUGUCUGUAAUUUGAGGUCGGGUAUUCUUUGUUGCCUAGACCCUGCUUGCUCAUACAGGUCUUCCUUCAAGGUGUUACAGUCUUCUCCAUGGCAGCAUGAGGCUCUAUAAUCAUGGUAGUCAUGCCUCUUAGGUAUGAAUGGCAAGGGAGUGAGUUGGAGGGAAGAGACUCCUAGGAAAGGAAAAUAAUGUAAAGAAUUAAUUGGCUGGCACUUAGCACAGCUCUAGAAUGUAAUGUUGAUAUUGUGAGCUAGAAACCUGCCUUGUCUAUGGGAGAAGGUUCAGAUCUGCAUCAGCAUGGAGCUGCAGAUCUGUCUAAAGCCCCUUGGUGAUAGGUGGCCAGGGGAUGUAACCAAAAUAUUUUUUAGAGAAAAACAAAGUGAAGUUUCUCAAGUGUAGCAUAAUGGUUGGAGCUCCCUGGAUGUUACUUUCAUUGAUUCAUAAAUGAAGUUAAAGACUUGUGAUUUUUUGUUUUUUUUCCCAUUUCUUUUAAAGAGAAGUAUUUAUCUUCUGACUCAGAGGUUCUUUUAUCAUCUAUUGUUACAGCUGAUUAUCCCUCCACUUUUCCUUUUUUCCUUUUAGAUAAGAGCUGAAAGUUGGUGAUUACUUUCAAAACCAGGAGAAGCCAUUUUUUCAUGAGGAAGAAGAGAAAGCUUUACAAGACCAUGUUGUAAUUGCUGCAUGUAAUUCUGGUGGAAUGUGACUGUAGUCAGCAAAUUUCAGAUCCUUUUAAUGAAUGAUGAUUCUAGUUAAUAAUUUUUGUUCUUUUCAGUCAUCUUUACUCAAAAGAAUAUGAAAUAGGUGAGCAAGUAAAAGAAAUUUCUCUUCUUUCAAGGUUAAGUUGUUUGCGUGCCAACAGUAUAAUGUGAAGCACCUUUCUGUUGAUAAAACCACACCAAUUAUUUUAUUAGCAAAGUUGGCACAAAUGUUUUUAUGCCAUGAGUUGAAAUGCACCUUUUAGCAGACAUGAUGAUCUUCGCCAAUGCAUGCUAUGUUUAUUGUUGACAACACCUGUAGGACACAUGGAUAUAGUAGCAAAAAAAAAAAAAAUAAUGCAAGUAAAAUGAAGUUAUGUGACAAAGUGAAGUCUCCGUAGUUGCAGGUACUGUGUUUUCCAUUAACUUCUUGGUGUCCUCUGAUACCAAGUCAUUCUGGAAUGUGUAGUGAUCUUUUUCCAAGGGGGAAAGGUUGCAUUAAACUCUGCCUAUUUGAGGAGAAGUUGGUCUGCUGACAUGCCGAAGGAACAAGCAUGGUUUCUUCCACAGUCAGCCUGAUGUUGGGGUUUGGUUAGGAAUGUAUGACUAAAACAAGUAAUCCAGAAUUUGUUAAUACAAUGUUGUGGUAGGGGAGUAAACAAAUGAUGUGUGACUUUUUGCUGGACUUAUUUUGACUUAGUUCCAAGACUCGUAGAGUCUUGCAAAAAUAUCUUCAUUGAUUCCAGUUUCAGCUCGCUUUAAGAAAUAACUACCAAUGUUUCCAAGUUCCAGAACAGAAACAAGUAAACUAAUUUUGAAAUAUUUCUUCCUGAAAGGGAGACAUCUGAAUGCAUUCCAGUUUCCUUGUUAGAUUUGGAAUGCAAUGCAUUAAUUAGGGGAAUGCUCAAGCUAUUUUCAGUGUGUGUGCUCUUAUGUACUAUCUUUGACCUUGAAUAAUUUCUUUGGAAACCCUAAAAAAGGGGGGAGGGAAAAAAGCUUUCUUUCAAGACCAAAUUACUAAAUGUGGAAGACUUUGUAAACUGGUUCCUGCCUUUUUCAGUCUUUCUAAAAAUAUCUAAUCUGGAUUUCUAGAGAAAGUAAACAUUUUAGAGUGAUUUCAAGGUACAAAAAUAAAACUUUAUACUGUCCUUCUAUGUAAUUAUGAAGAGUAGGAUAAAUGUAAUAGGACAGUGUCAACACUGCUCUAGAAUUUUAGGUUUUAAGAAGAAAAUGAAUUGUGAAAAACUUCCCAUCACAGUUUUUAAAACAAGGAAUCCUCUAUGGAAUAGUUUUAUAUUGGGUUUACAUAAGAAAAUUUUUCAUUGUUUAAGGUCAGUUUUCAUGUUUCACCCCCCCUGCCCCAAGUUCAAGGCUUUCCUCACUUCCAAGAAAACAAUUUUCAUUUUCAAGCUUGCUUUCUGUGUUAGAAAGUGAUUCCGUCCCUGUAUAUGAUCAGAUGUUUUGGUAUGUAGCAGUUCUUGAAUUUGAGCCAGUUGUCAUGCCAGCAACUGAUGCCUGUGCAUGUGCACUCUGUCCCUGUACUCUUAACUUUCAGAGAUGAACAAUUAACUAAAAGCAAAAUCUGUGCGUGAGAGUAGGCUGGAACUAUUCAAAAGUCAGCAUCGGACAAACUGGUUUCCUUAAAAUUCAGGAGCCAGUUGCUGCGUUUUGCCAUGUCAUUUUUGUGGGGGGUUUUUUUUGCCCCCCCCACCGCCCCCGGUUGUGUGGGUUUUGGUUUUUUUUGUUUGGGUUUUUUUUUUUUUUUUUUUUUUAAAUCUGUUAAAAUGGAUCCCUUAAGACUCUGGUAAAGUUCUAAUUUAAAAGAUAUAACCUGCUUUGAGUGAAUAGUGUAUUAUGUACAGCAGUUUUUACUGGUGAAGUGUAAAGUAUAUUAGACAGCAGACUGUAAGAUCUGUCUGCAUGGGUUCAAUUUCAAUGUCACCUCCUGUCUAGGUAAUCUAGUUACCUCAAGAUUGUGAAGUUUUGUAGUAGUGUACCAAAAUGAGAGCAAAGUUAUGGUAGUACAGGAAUGCAGUUGACAUCCCUUUACUUUCUUUCUCUUUAGCUGUUUUUUGUUUUUCUUUGAGGAUUGGGCUUGAAUAUUUACUGCAUUUUUUUUUAAAGGCAAAGCCACAAACAAAAACAAAAGGAAAAAAGGGACCACACUAUUUUAACUGACAAAAGCUAUCCUAAUUUAUGAAUAUGCUAUCUGUGACAGAAACUAAUUUGAAAUUUUAAAAAGCUUUCAUGUGCAACAAGGGUAUAGAUUUAAUGUGAAUUCUGAUUGCCUGGAAUGCAGUCAGCCUGACAGCUUGUGAAUACUUGAGUACUGUCCAACAACUGCACUUGUUCUGUGAGAUCUGUCCGCUUGAACUUCCAGUUUUUCCUCUUGGUUUGCUAUCUAAGACUACCUGUGUAAAAUGCUUCCCUCAGCUGGAUACAUAAGCAGCCCUUGACUUGGCUUCGUAACCUUCUGUGACCUGGAUCACUGGGGAUGUUGGCUGGUACUGUAUGCUGGUUUGCAUUCUCCUUCGAGCUACAUGCCAAUUACCAGGAUUUAUGAGAUGCCCUUGUGGUGCAUUACCCUGCUGUCCUCCGAUGAAGCAGCAAUACACAUCCAGUCUUUGUUGCCUUGGCCCCGCUACUGAAGACCAGGAAAUCUGGAAAACUUGUGAUGUAAAACUCGGUCUUAAAAUAGGUUUCCACUUGAGUGGCACAGUGACAGAGCCUGCAAUGCAAUCGGAGCCAGAAACUGUUUGCAAUGUAGCUAUCAGCUUUGAUCGUUGCAAGAUUACCUCAGUGACCUGUAGCUGUGGAAACAAGGACAUAUUUUACUGUGCUCAUGUUGUGGCACUCUCUUUAUACCGGAUCCGCAAGCCAGAUCAGGUCAAACUGCAUCUUCCCAUUUCAGAGACACUCUUUCAAAUGAACAGAGACCAACUACAAAAAUUUGUACAGUAUUUGAUCACAGUGCACCACACAGAAGUUUUGCCAACUGCUCAAAAACUAGCAGAUGAAAUUCUUUCUCAGAAUUCAGAAAUCAAUCAAGUCCAUGGUGCUCCUGACCCAACAGCGGGCGCUAGCAUAGAUGAUGAAAACUGCUGGCAUUUGGAUGAGGAACAAGUCCAAGAACAGGUUAAACUCUUCCUCUCCCAGGGUGGAUACCAUGGAUCAGGGAAGCAGCUCAAUUUGCUUUUUGCAAAGGUGCGAGAGAUGCUAAAGAUGAGAGAUUCAAAUGGAGCCCGCAUGUUGACGUUGAUAACAGAACAGUUCAUGGCUGACCCUCGUCUGUCGCUUUGGAGACAACAAGGAACUGCAAUGACUGACAAGUAUAGGCAGCUCUGGGAUGAACUGGGUGCUCUGUGGAUGUGUAUAGUCUUAAAUCCCCACUGCAAGUUGGAGCAGAAGUCCAGUUGGCUAAAACAGCUGAAAAAAUGGAACAGUGUGGAUGUUUGUCCCUGGGAAGAUGGAAACCAUGGAAACGAACUGCCCAAUUUAACCAAUGCUUUGCCUCAGGGUGCAAAUGCUAACCAAGAUUCACCGAACAGGCCACAUCGGACGGUGUUCACUCGAGCCAUUGAGGCAUGCGAUCUGCACUGGCAGGACAGCCACUUACAGCACAUUAUCAGCAGUGACCUAUACUCCAACUACUGUUACCAUGACGACACUGAAAACUUACUCUUUGACUCUCAGGGGUGGCCCCUCUGGCAUGAACAUGUUCCUACAGCCUGUGCAAGGGUGGAUGCAUUACGAUCUCAUGGAUACCCACGAGAAGCACUGAGGCUAGCAAUAGCUGUUGUUAAUACGCUAAGAAGGCAGCAGCAGAAACAGCUGGAAAUGUUCCGGGCUCAGAAGAAAGAACUUCUCCACAGAGGAGUAACCUCAAUAACAAAUCUUGAGGGUUGGGUGGGACACCCGUUGGACCCCAUUGGCACUCUCUUCAGUAGCCUGAUGGAAGCCUGCAGGGUGGAUGAUGAGAGCUUCCAUGGAUUCUCAGACUUCACGGACAACAUGGGGCAAUGCAGAUCUCUGGAGUACCACCACCUGCCUGCACACAAGUUCUUUGAAGAAGGGGAAUCUUAUUUGACGCUGGCUGUGGAAGUAGCAUUGAUAGGGCUGGGACAGCAACGAAUAAUGCCAGAUGGCUUGUAUGCACAAGAGAAGGUUUGUCGAAAUGAGGAGCAGCUCAUUUCUAAGCUACAGGAAAUUGAAUUGGAUGAUACUCUGGUGAAGAUUUUUCGAAAGCAAGCAGUCUUCCUAUUAGAAGCUGGACCGUAUAGUGGUUUAGGUGAAGUCAUCCAUCGAGAGAGCGUUCCAAUGCACACAUUUGCCAAGUAUCUCUUCACCUCUCUCCUACCUCAUGAUGCUGAACUGGCAUACAAAACUGCACUGAGAGCCAUGCGGUUGUUAGUAUUGGAAUCUACAGCUCCUUCGGGAGACAUGUCCCGCCCGCACCAUAUUGCAUCAGUUGUUCCAAACCGGUAUCCCCGCUGGUUCACCCUAAGUCACAUUGAAUCCCAGCAGUGUGAACUGGCAUCAACCAUGCUAACAGCAGCCAAAGGUGAUGUUCGGAGACUGGAAACAGUGUUAGAAUCCAUCCAGAAAAAUAUCCACUCCUCAUCACACAUCUUCAAACUUGCCCAGGAUGCAUUUAAAAUAGCAACACUCAUGGACAGCUUGCCAGACAUCACUCUUCUGAAAGUUUCUCUGGAGUUGGGCCUUCAGGUGAUGCGGAUGACACUGUCCACACUGAAUUGGCGACGGCGGGAAAUGGUGAGGUGGUUGGUAACAUGUGCGACAGAAGUAGGUGUUUAUGCACUGGAUAGUAUCAUGCAAAACUGGUUUACACUUUUCACUCCAACAGAAGCCACUAGUAUUGUUGCUACAACAGUGAUGUCCAAUAGCACCAUUGUCCGUCUGCAUCUGGACUGCCAUCAGCAGGAGAAGCUGGCUAGCAGUGCUAGGACGCUUGCGCUACAGUGUGCCAUGAAGGAUCCUCAAAAUUGUGCUCUCUCUGCACUGACCUUAUGUGAAAAGGAUCACAUAGCUUUUGAGACUGCGUACCAAAUUGUUCUAGAUGCUGCUACAACAGGCAUGAGCUACUCGCAGCUUUUUACUAUAGCACGAUACAUGGAGCACCGGGGUUACCCCAUGCGGGCCUACAAGCUGGCCACUUUGGCCAUGACACAUCUCAACCUGAGUUACAAUCAGGACACACACCCUGCCAUUAAUGACGUUCUGUGGGCAUGUGCACUCAGCCACUCCCUCGGGAAAAAUGAGCUAGCAGCUAUAAUACCUCUGGUGGUCAAAAGUGUCAAAUGUGCAACAGUACUGUCGGACAUUUUGCGUAGAUGUACUUUGACCACUCCUGGCAUGGUGGGACUUCAUGGAAGGAGGAACUCUGGUAAGCUCAUGUCACUGGACAAAGCCCCUUUGCGGCAACUCUUGGAUGCCACAAUCGGAGCCUACAUUAAUACAACUCAUUCACGUCUCACUCACAUUAGCCCACGACACUAUAGUGAGUUUAUAGAGUUCCUCAGCAAGGCCAGAGAGACCUUCUUAAUGGCUCAUGAUGGUCACAUCCAGUUUACACAGUUUAUUGACAACCUAAAGCAAAUCUACAAAGGCAAAAAGAAACUGAUGAUGCUGGUUCGUGAGCGGUUUGGUUGACAAAAAUGUGUGAAUUGGGGAUUGGGGGAUGGGAGGGGUGGUUUGUUUUUACUUGAGCCUGCCUUUGUAUCCUUUUUAACUUAAAGAAACAGAGCCACACCGGUAUUAUAUGUGUAUAGUUAUAUUGAGUUUGCAAACUAAAUUGUCAUGUUGUGAAAGUUUGUGUGUUUAAUUUUUAUUUUUUUUCCCUUUUCCUGUUUUGUAUGAGAGAGAGGUUAAAAAAGGUUUGGUUUACACUGAGUAUAUGUUGUCAAGUGGCAAAAGCCCACAUUGCUCUCCUGUUCUUUCUGUAUACGUUCACAGCCUCAAAAACAAGCAUAUAUUGUAAUGGCUUUAAAAACCAAACAAAACACCUCCAUCCUGUGAUAAGUACCUCGAAUGGAUUCAGCUUUACUCCUUUGUAACUCAUCCUUACAUUUCAGCAUAUUUAAACAAACCAACAAAUGAAAUACUAAUAGUUAAAAGGCUGACCACGUGGCUUUGCAGUGCUGUUCAUCCAGAAGCAUGGCACACAAUGCUUGUGCAUGUGGAAACUUAGCGACUGUCAACAUACAUUCUCAGGGAUUUAUCAAAAAAAUUAAAAAAAGAAUGAGAGCAUUUAUUGUACUGUAUAUAUAUUAUAGUAUAUGUCUGAAUAUUGAAAAAUAUAACAUUAACUAAUUUAUAAAAAAAUCUAUGUAAUGCAAAAUACUUGAAGCUGCAGUAGCUUGGUUUUAAACAAAAAAGAAAACCUAUCAGAAGGACUAAAGUGCGCCUUGCUUCAGGGUUGGCUCAGGUGGUGAACUAUAUGCUGGGCAUCUAUGCAGAGCCACCUUUUGGAUUGCAUGGUUGGACUGAUACCUAAUGGGGAAAUUUUAUAUAUAUAUAUUUAUACAACUUGUGUAUACAUAUAUAUGUAUACACACAUACACACAUGCUUGUAACAGGCACUAUAGUAAAGAGGGACAACAAAAAAAUACACAGCCAGAGCAGCAAGCCUUAGCAUUAAGAAUACAGUAUGCCAGAACUGGGGUUUGUGCCUCCUAGCCUAGAAGACUUAAAGAAAUAUCCUUUUUGACACAAAACGCAAAAUGUUUUCCAAAAUGAUUGACAUGAUACAUUACGCCUUUACAGUGAGCUAAUAAUAAGCUAACCUUUGUGCACAAAUAACAUAUAUAUAUAUUAUAUAUAUAUUCUGCAUAGGUAUUUUGACUUUGUGCAGGACAGAAAGUUGUGUAGGUAUGACUGUUCUACUUUUCAGUUUGUUUUUUUAAUAUAUUUUAUUUUCUCUAGAAUUACUCAAACAAAAGCAGCCUUCUAUCUUGCCUUGUCUUAAUGCUUUAAAAUAACCAAACUGGAGAUCUAACUACCAAACUGUUCAUUAUAUUAUUAAAUACCAACUUUGGUUACAGUAUAGUGUCUUUACUUUAGCUGAUGGUUCUGUAUCCUUGUGCUUUUUAAAGCAGUUUUUAUGUUUUGGUGCAAAAGUUGUCCAGUGUCUCUUGUUCCCUUCAUUAGAGAACAUGCUAGAGGUAUGUUUGUAGGUAUUUUUGUUUAGAAAAACUAUUUCAUGCUCUCCAUUUUAUUUAUUAUAAUAGGUAAAAAGGUUGUACUUCAUCACCCAUGUAAACAUGCUCAUGAAGUUGAAAGUAAUUAAGAUUUGAUACACUGAUAUCAAUUUAUUUAUGUAACUAAAUCACUGUUUUAUAAACUUGUUAAUGAUCAACAAUUUUUUUGUUUUGAUUAAAAUUAGUUUUUUGAAAGUUGA
Messenger RNA from Strigops habroptila (Kakapo), 9121 nucleotides. RefSeq names its product zinc finger SWIM-type containing 6 (gene ZSWIM6). Gene Ontology annotation, molecular function: zinc ion binding. The coding region runs from base 4216 to 7374 and encodes 1052 amino acids. Gene Ontology annotation, cellular component: Cul2-RING ubiquitin ligase complex. The record is from RefSeq and is a predicted model, not a curated record. The transcript is spliced from 14 exons. Lineage: Eukaryota; Metazoa; Chordata; Aves; Psittaciformes; Psittacidae.